CUUGAUUCGACGCCAAAAAGGAUGUUCGGUUUCUCGAAAAAGUGGAACCCAGAUGGCAAGCGCGUCUACAUCACAGGCGGGAGCACAGGUCUCGGACUUUCCUUAGCCAUAAUACUCACCAAAAAAGGCGCCCACGUCUCCAUUGUCGCACGGAACCAAGGAAGAAUCGACAAGGCUCUGACCGAGCUCGAAGAAGUCCGCGUCAGCCCUUCCCAGCUACUGAAAGGGUACUCGCACUCCCUUGAUACAGCCGCAGCGUCGAUAGCUGCGCUGGAAGAAGUAUGCGCGGCACAUGGUGGUGAGGCGCCUGAUGCCGUGUUUGCGUGUGCGGGCGCUUCGAAGCCCAUGUUCUUCGUGGAGAUGACGGAGGAGGAUUUGGUGAAUGGGAUGACGGCGGGGUAUUGGGUGCAGGCUUGGACUGCGUGGGCAGCUGCGAAGAUGAUGGCGAAACAGGAGAAAAAAGGGAGGAUUGCGUUGGUGUCUUCUACGCUUGGGUAUAUGUCUUUCUUGGGUUGGGCGUCGUAUUCUCCUGCUAAGCAUGCUUUACGAGGCCUUGCGGAUACACUCCAAUCCGAACUUAUGUUAUACGGAAUCAGUGUACACAUCUUCUUUCCCCCCACCAUGUUCACACCGGGGUAUGACGAGGAGAACAAAACGAAGCCGCAGAUCGUCAAGGACAUAGAGAGCGCGGAUGAUGGGCUUACUGCUGACCAGGCAGCGUUGGCUUUGUACAAGGGUGUGGAGAGCGGACAAGCACAUAUAACGGGAGAUCUUAUCACGAGUUUGUUCCACGCCUCCACUCGCGGUGCUACCCCGAGGAAUAACUGGUUCUUGGACGGCAUUUUUGAUAUGGUUGCUUAUAUUGCAACACCCAUCUGGCGCUCAUCCGUCGACAAACGGGUCGCUACUCAUAGGACGGAACAUCGGCAAUACCUCACGACGCAGGGGUUCUUCUCAUAAUCGGGUUCGGGUUCUCUUGAACUAGGCUUGCCUUCGAGGGGAUUUGGGUUUAUGUUAUUGUCAUAAGUUACUUCGUUGUGUUUUUUCGUUCCCAUGUACCCUCUGUUGGAAUGUUCGUAGGGUAUCUAGUAAUUUUGAGAAAA
This is a messenger RNA of Laccaria bicolor S238N-H82, 1103 nucleotides long. Its product is annotated as oxidoreductase. The coding region runs from base 22 to 960 and encodes 312 amino acids. The transcript is spliced from 7 exons. Gene Ontology annotation, molecular function: 3-dehydrosphinganine reductase activity. The record is from RefSeq and is a predicted model, not a curated record. Lineage: Eukaryota; Fungi; Basidiomycota; Agaricomycetes; Agaricales; Hydnangiaceae. Gene Ontology annotation, biological process: sphingolipid biosynthetic process. Gene Ontology annotation, cellular component: endoplasmic reticulum membrane.